Molecule: messenger RNA, 611 nt
Organism: Paramisgurnus dabryanus
Lineage: Eukaryota; Metazoa; Chordata; Actinopteri; Cypriniformes; Cobitidae
Product: lectin-like
Source: RefSeq, a predicted model, not a curated record
AAGAGGAACCAAACCUGUUAGCUUGUUGCUGCUGGCACUUUUUUGGGACCAUGGUUACGUCUUAACUAUGGAGAAAGGCGAUACUGCAGCCCAUGUGAAUCUCACUGCAUUUCAUCGUCUACCUAACCGGUGUAACGUGGAUGGCUUUAAUAAUUGGUUCAAAGUGGGCAAGUACUGCGUCAAAUACUUCAGCAAACCUCUAAACUUCACUGACGCAGAGAACAGCUGUAGGAAAACAGUUCCUGGUGGACAUCUGGUGUCAGUGCACAAUGCCGGGGCUAAUAAUGACGUGCUCUCCAUUGUGAGGAAGAUGAACCCAAAGUUGCGCAUCUGGCUUGGGGCAUAUGCAUUAUUUCAGUCUGGUAAAUUUCUUUGGACGGAUGGUUCCUUCUGGGACUAUAAUGCUUGGACACCCGGUGAGCCCAGCAACAUCUACUCUAAAAGAGAAGAAUGUGUGGAGAUGAACUGGAAAGACAAUGGCAGAUGGAAUGAUUACACUUGUAACACCAAAAAGAACUACAUAUGUGCCUUCAAAUGCAAGAGCACAGUGCAUGAGUAGACUUGAGACGAUUCAUCACCCCAUAAAACCUUUAGCGUAAAUUAUAAAAAAA